This is a messenger RNA of Talaromyces marneffei, 1416 nucleotides long. RefSeq lists its product as uncharacterized. The record is from RefSeq and is a predicted model, not a curated record. Lineage: Eukaryota; Fungi; Ascomycota; Eurotiomycetes; Eurotiales; Trichocomaceae. Bases 1 to 1416 code for a protein of 471 amino acids. The transcript has a single exon.
AUGUCUUUCCCCAUUCUUACCGCAAAGUGUAUGGAUUUCGACGAUGUGGCAUGGGAGCAGAGUGGGAAGCGUUUCGAUACCUGGAAAAAAGAGAAGCUUUUGAAAAGAGAAAAUCUAGUUGCCGUGGGGAACCUGAUAGAUAAAUGGAGAGGCGGUGUUCCCGACACGCUUCUUACGCCUGGCCGAGGCUCUUUCAAUGUCUGGGUGCGAUUGAAGUUUGUCGAUGGUGGUUCUGCCAUUAUGCGAGUUCCUUGCUAUGGAGUGUCGAUGUUUCCAGAAGAAAAGGUUCAACGAGAAGUUUCCGUAAUACGUUUCCUUGAGCGCCAUACCACUAUUCCAGUGCCUCAUAUUCUUCAUUAUGGCAUGACCAGGGAGAGUCCAGAUGAGCUAGGUCCUUUCAUCAUUAUGGAGUAUAUAGAACACGAAUACGACCUCGUCGAUGCGCUCAAUACUCCAGGGAUACCAGACGAUAAACGACCAAUUUUGGAUACCCAAAUUUCGGAAGAACGGCUAAUAUUCGCUUAUGGUCAAAUGGCCGAUAUUAUGCUUCAGCUGUCAAAGCACACAUUCACGGAAAUUGGCUGUAUAGCCAGAACAAAUGAGGAUGAUGAGUUUGAUGAUCUAUGGAUCGUUAAGCACCGUCCAUUGACGUUAAACAUGAAUGAGCUUGUCCAAGUUGGAAACUUUCCCCCUUAUCUACUCCCUAAUGGUCCUUUUAUGACAUCGUCAUCCUACUACCGGGCCCUUGCUGAUAUGCAUAUAUCCCACCUUAUUACUCAGCACAAUGACGCUAUUGACUCACCAGAAGACUGCAGAACAAAGUGUAUCGCAAGGUUUCUAUUCAGGAAACUUGCAAGGGAGGAUCGGUUUUGCAAGUAUAAUAACCAGGGCCCGUUCAAGCUAUUCUGUGACGACUUCCGUCCUGCAAAUAUUCUGGCAAAUUCAGAAUUCAGGGUCGUUGGGGCAAUAGAUUGGGAAUAUACCUAUUCAGCGCCACUUGAGUUCGCUUAUAGCGCCCCAUUCUGGCUUCUUCUGGAACUUCCCGAAUACUGGCCGGGAGGGCUGGAUGACUGGACCAAUGUCUAUGAGACACGCCUAGUGACAUUUCUUAGGGUACUUGAAGAGAGAGAGAAAGUGGCGCUCGAUCGUGGACUAUUAGCCGAAGAACACCGUCUUUCUACAUAUAUGAGGGAUAGCUGGGAAAGUGGAGAUUUUUGGGUUAAUUAUGCAGCAAGGAGAAGUUGGGCUUUCGACAUGAUAUAUUGGGCGAAGAUUGACAGAAGAUUUUUCGGCGAGGGGAAUCUCGCCGAUCGUUUCCAACUACUAACUUCGGAAGAGCGGCAAGAGAUAGACAACCUUGUGGAUAAAAAGAUGAAGGAAAAAAAGGAGCGGAAACUAACGGACUGGAUGUCUUGA